Trichomycterus rosablanca is the source of this 1892-nucleotide messenger RNA. It is a transcript of the gene tmem9b, whose product is annotated as TMEM9 domain family, member B. Bases 105 to 686 code for a protein of 193 amino acids. Lineage: Eukaryota; Metazoa; Chordata; Actinopteri; Siluriformes; Trichomycteridae. The transcript has 5 exons. Gene Ontology annotation, biological process: positive regulation of canonical NF-kappaB signal transduction. Gene Ontology annotation, cellular component: lysosomal membrane. The record is from RefSeq and is a predicted model, not a curated record.
GGUGCUUCAGGCUGUUCUGUUUGUUUCUGUGUUUGUAUCACAUGAACUGGUUUGAAACAGUUGUUUCUAUAUUAAACAGCACAGUGCCACUGUAAAUGUAAAACAUGUCUCCGUGCAGCGGAAGAACCGCAGUCAGUUCAGUAAUGCUGCUUUACUUUGUUUUGACGUUUUUAGCACAGGCUACAGAAGCUAAGAAUUCAGAGGACAUCCGAUGUAAAUGUAUUUGCCCACCUUACAAAGAGGUUGAAGGUCAGAUCUACAAUCAAAAUGUUUCCCUAAAGGAUUGCAACUGCCUUCAUGUUGUGGAACCGAUGCCAGUCGAAGGAAAAGAUGUGGAAGCCUACUGUUUACGCUGUGAAUGUAAAUAUGAGGAGAGAAGUUCCAAAACCAUCAAGAGGACGAUUAUAAUUUACCUGUCAGUUCUGGGUCUGCUUCUGCUCUACAUGGUUUACCUGACUCUGCUCGAGCCUAUUCUAAAAAGACGACUUUUCGGCCACUCACAGCUCAUCCAGAGUGAUGAUGAAGUUGGGGACCAGCAGCCAUUUGCCAAUGCCCAUGAUGUGCUGUCUCGCACACACUCUCGUUCCAAUAUGCUGAACAAAGUGGAGCACGCCCAGCAGCGCUGGAGAAGGCAGGUCCAGGAGCAGCGCAAAUCCGUGUUUGAUCGGCAUGUGGUGCUCAGUUAAAUACACCUCCCUUAAUGGACUUUGUUGAAUGAGCACUGUUGUUAAUAGCUUCAUCUUGUCUACAGUGUCCAGUUCUCGACUUUAUUCUGGCCUUGUGCAGUACCCAUCUUUAAAACAUACAUUCUUGUGUCUGUCGGCGUAUGUAGGAUUUGUAAUGAUUUACGGUGGGUGAAACACUAGUCUGUUGUACUAAAUAUUCUGUUGAUAUUUGGCAUGAUGUUGAUAUUUGGUUUAUGGCUCUACACAUUUUGAAUAUUUGAAUGUAAUUUUGUUUUUUCUUUAAAAGUAAAGGGCAUGGUAUUAUUCACUCCUAUAUUAACAAACAUUACUCAGUGCAUUUCAGUCACAUUUUACAUAAUGGAUGUGUAAGUGCCAAUUUUUGUGUUUACUUUAACAUUCAUACAAACAGUUUUCAUGGUCAAAAACCCAGAAGGCAAUGAUGGUGGUGUUUUUCACCAUAUCUUGCAUGUAGCCCUCUAGCAAAUGGCCAAAAGAUAUUCGAUGUCAAGGCCAAACAUUUCUGUGCCUGCAUAAAACCCCCCUGAUAUAAAGGUUUAAGUAAUCUUUGAAUUUUUGGAUGGUUUCUCCUUUUCAUACAUAAGGUACAUUUUAACAAAUGACUAUUGCACAAUAUUAUUGCUAAUAAUUUGAUCUGUAUCCAGAUCCAGAACUUAUUAAAUCAGAUCCAUUGCACUCCUUAGCGUGGUUGUUAUGGUUUCAGUGUACACACACUAGCACUUUAUUCCACUAGUGUGAACAUCUCGUGCACAUCUCAUAGUAUGAUCAGGUGUAUUGUAGACUUCCACAUAAACCUUUGUUCUUGUCUUUUAUAAUCAUAUCAAUAAAAAUUUUAUUUAAAAGUUUCUUAAAUACAUUUAUACAUGCGUAAAUGAUCAUUAGGUUUUACUGCUAAAUUGUGAAUUUUUGGUUUCGUGCUAGUUUCUGUUAAUGUAUAAUAUUCUUACUAUGAUUUUCUUUUUUUUUUUUUUUUUUUUUUACAAUUUCACUAGCUCCAGUAUACUGUGUUUGAUCGUUAAGGACAGUAUUGCUAAUGCAUUAACACUGUAAGCAGAUCAUUGUAAUGUGCUGUUUAGUUUUAAAUAAUUAAGUGUUUGGGAGAUUAUUGAUGAAUGGGAUAAUCAUUAUAAAAAGCUAUGUGUUGUAUCUGUGAUCCUUUCUAAUAUUUAAUACAGUUCUGUAAAAAUC